AUGGAAGGCGGUUGUUCUCAUUCAGAGAAACAUUCCGUUGUUUACACCUGGGAAAUCAACGAAGUAACGUCGUUUUUUAAUGCUGCUAAAUCUACAAAAGUUUCUAAAGAGAUAAGGUCACCCACCUUUUCAUCAAGUAUGAAAGUAAAAGAUUCAUGGAAUUUACAUUUAAAAAUUGGCGAAAAUUCUGAAAAAAAAUUUGUCAUAGCACUUUUUUUGGAAUUAAGAAAUGCAGAGAAGGAAGUGAGAACAAGAUUUUCGAUUUUUAUUCUAAAUGGUAAAAAAGAAAAAAUAUAUGUUAACAAUAUCCGUGCUACUACUACUAAUGAACAAACGUUUUUCAACGAUAGAUUCUUCGUAUCACCAGCAACUUCUUUAGGUUAUGAGAAUUUCGCCGUAGUAGAUGAAAUAUUCUCGAAAAAAGAUGAAUUUUUGCCAAAUGAUACUUUAACAGUAUGUGUUGAUCUGACUGUCUAUGAUGACUAUGUUAAAGUUAAAAAUCAAGUUAAGUCAUUGGAAAAUUCUAAGCGUAAAUUAGGUGAUGACUUAAAAGAUCUUUUUAUUGCCAAGAAGAGAUGCGAUGUGAUAAUCCAUGUUGGGGAUCAAAAGUUUGAUGUUCACAAGUUUAUUUUGACUGCUCGUAGCUGCGUGUUUGAAGCUAUGUUUUCUUAUGAUAUGAAAGAAAACAAAAAGAACGAAAUCAACAUACCAGAUAUUGAUCCUGAAGUUUUCUCAAAAGUUAUUGAUUACAUUUAUACAGACAAAGUUGAUGAGUUGGAGACUUUUGCUGAAGAAUUGUUGGAAGCGUCUGACAAGUAUCAGCUCCAAGGACUCAAAGAAAUGUGUGAAGAUUUUUUAAUAACAACUUUAACUCUUGGAAAUGCUGUAAGAAUAUUGAUUUUAGCGGACCGUUACAACGCGAAACGAUUGAAGAAAGUAGCUAUCAACUAUGUGGCUGACAAUUUUGUCAAGUUUAAAAAUACGAAAGAGUUGAAAGCAUUAGAAGAGGCUCAAGAAAGUAUAGCGGGCCCAAGCCCGGUUCAACUAUGCACAACUCUGGGCCAGGCUUGUAAGCCAGAGUUGGCCCAGUCUUGGGUUAAGUCUGGAAUGAUAACACUGGCCCAAGCCUGGUUACCACGACUGGCCUAUGUCGGGUUACCAGGAUUGGGCCAUGCCUGGUUAUCAGGACUGGGCCAUAGUUAA
Messenger RNA from Cotesia congregata, 1203 nucleotides. NCBI's taxonomy places the organism in Eukaryota, Metazoa, Arthropoda, Insecta, Hymenoptera, Braconidae. The record is from the annotation of a GenBank genome assembly.